ACAACCGUAGAAGAAGAACGAGGUCGAAGGCUCGUUUUCGACAUCGCGCCAACGUACACUAGUUGGUAGACGACGCUCCACGUUUAACGUCAAAUUUCAUCGUUAGCUCCAGAAAGUUUAAACGGCGCCAUGGCUGAUAAGAUGAGCAUGUCUCUGGACGACAUUAUCAAGAUGAAUAAGAGAGAAGGCCGCGGUGGAGAAGGAGGCGGCUCCAGGCGGGGAGGAAGUUCAGGUCGAGCCGGUGGAUCGUCGAGGCCGCCGGUGGCGGCGAGGAGCAGCCGACAGAAUAACUUCCACCGUGAUAGAAACAACAGAGCCGCUCCUUACACCAGACCAAGAGAGCUACCAGACAAAUGGCAGCAUGACAUGUUUGAGGAGAAUGAAGGUGGAAGAAGUGCAGGACCAGGACCAGAAAGACGAGUAGACGAUAGCAGCAAGCUUCUGAUUUCUAAUUUGGAUUUUGGCGUUUCUGAUUCAGAUAUUAAGGAGCUGUUUGAAGAAUUUGGCCCCAUAAAGACUGCCUCGGUACACUAUGAUCGGUCUGGCCGGAGUAAAGGAAUGGCAGAUGUCUACUUUCUAAAUAAAGCUGAUGCCGUCAAAGCAAUGAAGCAUUAUAACGGUGUUCCUCUUGAUGGUCGUCCUAUGAAAAUCCAACAAGCGACGUCAGAAGUUAAAACACAGAGCUCAAGCAGAGGUUUCGACCGCAGCAGGCUCGGUCAGCCCCGGUUUGAAAGGAAACAAGGCGGGAGCAGUGGAGGGUUCAGAGGUCGAGGGAGGGGAGGUGAAAAACGACCCCAGCUGUCUGCAGAGGAGCUGGACGCUCAGUUGGAUGCUUACAAAUCAGAGUGCCAGAUGGACACCAGUUAAAAACGCUCAGGGUACUACUUCCUUCACUUCUUAUUUUUUUUAUCAGUACAAUGCAUCAAACGUGUUUUGAAAACAUUUUUCUUUUAUGUACCAUUGUGUAAACAUUUUUAUUGUAAUUUUUUUUUUACUGCCAUGUUUGGAGCAAUUUAGUUUUGAUAAAAAAAAUCUGUUCAUAAAUUUCCCUAAACAUGCAAUAUCAUUUGGAUUUCCUUUUUUUAUAUUGUAUGUACAUGAUUCCAUGACAGACUGUCUACUGUAACAAUAAAUGUAGAUAUAAACCA
This is a messenger RNA of Girardinichthys multiradiatus, 1148 nucleotides long. Its product is annotated as aly/REF export factor 2-like. NCBI's taxonomy places the organism in Eukaryota, Metazoa, Chordata, Actinopteri, Cyprinodontiformes, Goodeidae. The transcript is spliced from 6 exons. The record is from RefSeq and is a predicted model, not a curated record. Bases 130 to 867 code for a protein of 245 amino acids. Gene Ontology annotation, cellular component: nucleus. Gene Ontology annotation, biological process: mRNA export from nucleus. Gene Ontology annotation, molecular function: mRNA binding.